AUGCGGUUCCUUCGAAGGCAAACACGUCGUUUUCGCUCCACCUGGCAGCACUUGCUCCCGCGCCGAUUCCACCGUUGGAAACUCCAUACCAAAUUGGUCCUGUUUUGCGUCUCCUUCACCGUGUUUUUCAAUAUGUUAUACGGAGUCUAUCUCGGUCGCUUUUCCUUCAGACGCAAAAAGUUUGUCUUUUCCAAAGGAGUUACCAUUUACAGUUUUAUUGUGGCGUCUACUUUUGGAGUUUACUACAUCUGGAAUAUUUAUAAAGAAGUUUCUACGGGUCAGAUUAGCAGAAGGCACACCAUUGGCAUAUAUUGCUAUAUGAACGUCUUUGUAUGCCUGUUUAACUACUUAAUACAGUGGGAAAAAACAUUACAGAUAAUCCGACUCCAGAACAGUGUGCCUUUAUUUAAGGUCCUGGAUUCGCUGGACAUAUCGGUGAUGACUGUGUGGCGGGCAUUUAUGUACAGCAUUCUCAAGAUCCUUAUUUGCCCACUAAUCGGGUAUAUAACUUUGAUUCUAUACCAAAUGCGGGUGCAGCCGGACCACCAGUGGACGAGUUUGGCGACUGCAAGGACCAUGUUCCCCCUUAUACUAUCGAACCAAAUAAACAACUGCUUUUUUGGAGGCCUGGUAAUUGCCAAUAUAAUAAUAGCCGCUGUCAAUAAUAAGUUACACGGCAUAGUCAAGGAGGUCAACAUGCUGCAGUCACCUGCUCAAAUGAAUCUCCAAAAGCCCUAUUACCGGAUGCGCCGUUUCUGUGAAUUGGCCGAUAACUUAGACGAAUUGGCCGAGAAAUAUAGGGUCACUGCGGGCUGCUCGAAGAAUUACCUUAGAUUUACGGACUGGUCCAUGGUUCUUUCGUUGUUAAUUAACCUUAUCGGCAUCACCAUGGGAUUCUACAAUCAGUACUUGGCCAUUGCGGAUUACUACAUCAAUGAGGAGCCCUUCGAUCUUUUUCUGGCCAUAAUUCUUCUGGUAUUCCUAGCUGUUCCCUUCUUGGAACUCGUCAUGGUGGCUCGGAUUAGUAAUCAAACGCUUCAGGAGACCAGGAGAACUGGUGACCUCUUGCAACAAUUUGAUCUCCAGCAUGCCGAUGCCCGUUUCAAGCAAGUGGUUCAUGCUUUUUGGCUGCAGGUCGUCACCAUUGAUUGGAAACUAGAGCCCCUGGGUCUCCUGGAACUCAACACCUCGUUGGUCAAUACGGUUUUCUCGGCCGUCACUGGUUUUCUAUUAAUUCUUAUUCAAAGUGAUUUAACGCUGAGAUUUUCUCUAAAAUAG
Drosophila suzukii is the source of this 1278-nucleotide messenger RNA. It is a transcript of the gene Gr97a, whose product is annotated as Gustatory receptor 97a. NCBI's taxonomy places the organism in Eukaryota, Metazoa, Arthropoda, Insecta, Diptera, Drosophilidae. The record is from RefSeq and is a predicted model, not a curated record. Gene Ontology annotation, cellular component: axon; neuronal cell body; dendrite. Gene Ontology annotation, biological process: chemosensory behavior; male courtship behavior; sensory perception of taste.